Molecule: messenger RNA, 2686 nt
Organism: Pseudocercospora fijiensis CIRAD86
Lineage: Eukaryota; Fungi; Ascomycota; Dothideomycetes; Mycosphaerellales; Mycosphaerellaceae
Exons: 1
Coding region: 1-2304 (767 amino acids)
Biological process (GO): mitotic spindle orientation checkpoint signaling; establishment of spindle localization; nuclear migration along microtubule
Cellular component (GO): spindle pole body; mating projection tip; cell cortex
Source: RefSeq, a predicted model, not a curated record
AUGCACAAUGGCAGUGUGGAAAGCUUGGGUGAUGGAGAAUUCAGACCGAGUCUGAGCAGAGCUGGAUCCGUGUACACGCUGGGUAGGGUCAGCUUCACAGGACAGCUUGCGCAAUUGACCUCCAUACGCCUGCCCGAUGCCGACUCCUUGGCGAAGCGAAUAUCGGCACUUCCAUCAUCGACCGAAGCUGCAAAGGCGCUUUCCGAUGCAUCGGAGCAGAUACGGACGUGGAUUGCGAAAGCUUCAGAUGUGCUGGAGGGUCUCAAUGCAGAAGAUGACGUGGAAUGGGCCGCGGCUGGAGGGAGAGAAGGCAUUGAGGACGUGGAAAAGGCCAUCGGCCGUUUUGAGCAGCUUGUCGAGGUGUACAUCACUGCCAUUGAGAACCUGCAGACGCGAGACGAUAUCGCGCUACUGUCCGCCAGCGAGAUCACGAACAGUAUGGAGCGCAUGGAGAAUAUCGUGACAAGCUGGAAGAAGGUCAAAGAUAAACUGAAUGGGGUGAAGCUACAGGUAGAGAUCGCAAUGGACUGGCAGCGGCUAUGGGACAAUGUGCUCGGCGACAUCGCACAAGAAAUGGAAGGUCUCCAUCGAUUGGUGUUCGAAAUGGAGGAAGCACGACACAAUGGUUCCGAAAGUGUGCUAUCGAACAAGGAAAGCAUCGAUAUCAGCGAGCUGGAGACGAUAGUAGAGGAACAGCCUGGCCGAAGUCGUUUGCGACAGAAUCGCCUCAGCCUUGCCGGCGUGUCUGCUAAUGGCUCCAUGACGCCGCCGCAAGCUCUGCCACCUCAGGAUAAGGAGGACGCCAGUCUGCUUGCGCUCUUUGCAAGAAUGCAGCCACUGCGGGCGUCAUUAGACUUUCUACCCAUGAGGUUGUCGACUUUCCACAGCAAGGCCAAGCCGGUCUUUCCGUCUGCCUGUAUCGACCUAGACCAGCGACGAGACCAGCUCGAAGCUCAAUGGACCAAGCUUGAAGCAGAUGCGAACUCGUUGAGAAGCGAAUUAGGCGAAGAUAGAUGGGUCGCCGUCUUUCGCAACGCAGGUCGCCAGGCACUGAAGAUGGAGGAGUCAAUCACGCGAAGCUUCACAAAACUGAAGGAUGCGCUGAACGUCAACGAGCAGGAAGCUCACCCACAUGCAAUGCAGAACAAGAUCGAGAAUUACGAGCAGAAGAAGCGACAUUACGGCCCGGCUAUCGAACGCGUCCUUGCCAUCAUCGAUCGUGGCGUCACCGACCGACUGACCGCUAAUGGGGAGAUUCUUCGACUGCAGAGCGAGAUGAAACGUCGGUGGACAGAGCUGCAAGCCGAAAUGCACGACGUGGAUGUCAUGCUGGAGGAUAUCAAAGAAGAUCUUGCAAAUGCUGAAGCACGAGAUAAGAAUCUUAGAGAUUCCGUCUCGACUGUCAUCAGCAGCGAGCAAUCGGUCGCUAGCUCAAUGGGUGUCGAUACACCAGGCAGCUCGCCUGCCAGCAGCGUCAUUGCUGGUGCGAUAAGCCAUCGCGGCAGUUUUGGCUCGCGCACACCUACGCCUCUCACUCACAUCAAGUUGAGAAGCAGCUCGGCCAAGACAUACGACAAGUCAUCACUAACGCCAAGCUCGAUCCCGAAACGGACCCUAUUCACAAAGAAGUCGCUCACAGAUAUGCAUUCGAGUAAGCGCUCGCCAUCGUCAAUACCAACUUCAACGCCGAGCAAGCAACCUGCCUGGCCUGCUAGACCAGACGUGACACCUGCGAACAAGCCACGCUUCCAACGCGCCAUCAAAUCCGAUGACAACGACUUCAAACCCUUGUCGGCCUACGAGCCAUCUCCCUAUGCAAAGCAACCCAUCACACCAAAACACAACUACCUGCGGUCUAGCCUUGGUCAGAGUGUGGCGAACGCGAGCGCGAGCGCGAGCCGCAAAACGCCGCUUCCAUCCUCCUCACGAAUCUCCAGCGCACCAGCCCCCAGCUCAUCAAUUCCACGUUCAUCAAGCAGUAUGGCCGCUCACCGAAAGUCUUCAUUACGUGUGCCUCCAGUUCCAUCUCAGCCCACACCGUCCAAGCGACUUUCAGCCAAAGUUUCUGCUCCUGCAUUACGAGUCACGAGUUCAGGCAGGCGCAGCAGCAUGAUGCCACGUGCUGAAGUCCAGGAUGGAAACGAGGCCGACAGUGAAGCUCCUGCCCACCAAAGCAAGAGACCUCCCAGCGUUCUCGCGUCAGCAAAUGGAAGACGAAGCAGCAUGUUGCUUGGUCGUAGCAGCAGGUUAGGCGAAGCUCGAGACAGCGUAGCAGGAGCUGAGAGGCCGAAGUGGAGGCCUUAGACAGACUUUGGGGUUUUUCUUCUUGAGCAUGAUAUGACCCAGGAGACAGGAGACGGACAGACUUUCGUUGUUGUUGUUCUUUUUUUUGUCAGCCAUCAGCGAGCGAGCGAGCGAGUGACUCUUUUGUCAACGAUACCGAUAGUGAUACCUAUAGCAUUUGCAUUUUUUUUAUAACGAGGCGUGUAAUGGGAGCGAUGUCAGAUGAAGAUUAUCGGCAGCAGAAGAAGAUGAAGGAGAAGGAGAAAGAAAAGAAAGAAAGAAAGAUGCAUGCCAGAGAGUUGAGCUGUAGGAAUAGAUUCUAGGACUGAAAUGAAUCAAAUAUGCAUGGAUUGUAAGUAAGAUCUUACCUUUGUAGAAGAAGAAUGAAGAUGAAGAAGAAGAU